CCCUGAGUAUCAAAGUUUAAUCCGAGUCUGUUUUACACAAAGCUCUGCUUCUGAAGCUCCAAUCAUCGCCUUCAAGGUGGAUGAGUUGGUAAGCGCAAAACGAUUGGAUCUACGCUGCAUCAACAACUUGGAGGCUUGUGUGCUUCAGGCUUCAGGGGCUCAUGAUGAUACUGAGAGUGCUGGUGGUCGUCACCUGUCUAAGCGCUGCGGUAUUCAAGCAUCCGUUCGCUCCCUUGCUGCAUCUCACCUACCUUUCUCUUGUCGGUGUUUCAGAUUGCCUCUCCUAUCAGUGGGCGUUGGAGGCCUCUGGCAUUCACUGCACUCCACACGUCACUCAGCCCCUAUGCAGUCCCUCUGCGGUGCAAGGCCAGCCCCAGAGCGAUAGCAUGGAACGGUGGCAGCAUUCAUGGCGGCCUUCUACACCUCACCAGUCUUUCAUCGGCCGCUGACGUAGGCAACAGCUUCGUCGAUGCCCUGCCAGCACUUCUGCAGCCGUCAGCGGUCUUUACGGCAUCAAACGCCUUCGUUCUUCCCUUCUGGGCUUUAAUGGUCAUCGCCCCAGGCGCUCAAGUCACCGAGAAGCUCAUGCGGUCGGUCACCCCGUUUAUCGUUCUCGGGCUUCUCUACUUGUGGUUGGCGGUGAUCUCCUCAACGUUCCCUGAAGCAGUGGAGGGACUCGGACAGGGUGCGGGUCAGCUGCCGGUGCUGACAAAGGCGUUCUCGCUGGAGCCGGUGGUCGCCACCGGGUGGGUGCACUUCCUUGCCGAAGACCUCUUCGUCGGCAGAUGGGUUUAUCUUGAUGGCCGAAAGAACGACGUGCCUAUCCGGCACUCGUGUUUGCUGUCACUCUUAUUCGGCCCGCUAGGGGUUGUUUCUCAUCUGGUGACGCGCGAUAUCGUGCGGCGGCUGCGUGAGGCAAAGGACGGCGCCACCGGCGAGCCAGCGGUGGAGGAUGUGCUGCUCAAGGGGUCGCGCUGAUUCAUUACCGUGUUAGAUCUGGGAUAGCCUGGAGCAAGUGUGCUUUUGGCCGAUAAUGUACCGACACUGUCCUGCAAUGAAGAAAGUGCGACUAGCUUUGGAGCAAUGCUCAAGAGCAGAGCGAGAAGGGGCGGACAGACGCUGUCGGACAGACUCUCAGUCAAAUGGGGCGUUGGAGGCUUAAACGUGC
Messenger RNA from Vitrella brassicaformis, 1168 nucleotides. Lineage: Eukaryota; Vitrellaceae. The record is from the annotation of a GenBank genome assembly.